GGUUGGAGGCGCGCUGCAGUCUCGCAGACUGCCCAACAGUGAUUCAAUUUAUCCCAUGUCCUUGCUCUUUCCCUGCCGCCCUGCAAAUGUGUGCUUUCUUUUAGGUAUUUCAUUUGCCUCUUUGAAAGUUGAAUUGAAUUUGUUUCCGCUGCCCCUCCAUUUCGCAACAUGGAACUGAAUCCUGGAAUGGUCCCAGCAAAGGAGGGCAUGCAGUCCUUGCUUGCAACCCCAUUUCCAUUCCCAGCAGCUUUGCGAAUUAUUUUCCCGUCAGGUGCCAAUCGGAUUGAAUCUAUUUCACCACCCAUGGACAAUUAAAGAACAUUCUGCUCUUUGCCAGGCCCCUUUGAUUGCGGCUAAUCCUUUGCCAACUGAUGGAAUGAGCAUCAAGCUGAUGAAGAGAGAGUGCCUUUGAUUUGCUGCUUCUUACUCCUGAGUCUACCUCGUCUGUGAUCUUAGCAAGCUUCAUUUGUAUGAAAGGAAAGGCGAGGGAAUUUUUUUUUGGGGGGGAUGAGCAUCACAGGAAAGAAAAGAUGCCCGCAAGAAUGCUGCUUGUAAGAUUCAAAGGGAAAUUGAGAAACGUGUCUAUUCAUCUACUUUUAAGCCGUCUCCACUCUCGUGAUUUUCCAGAUAAACAUUCUGUCACAAGUCUCCCUCGGCUUCCAAAGAAUUUAAACAGGGAAAAGAUAUAAAAAUACUCUGCUAAGACAGACCCCGAGUAGAAUAUAACAUUACAGCCUGCUCAACCAAACACUAUCUCAGUAGAUAGAAAUUUGGUCAACUGGAUAACCAUCUUCAGGUGGACUGUUGGUGGGGGUAAGGACAGUGGAGCCAGGUUUAGUGGAGGAAGGAUUUGCUUUGGGUUUUUCCCUUACUGAUGGCAGGACACUAUUAACUCCCUGAAUUUGACAACGAUAUUGACUACGUUGUAAGUGAUUGGCUGGGAGAUCUGUGAGGCUCAUUUGGUGACUCUGUCCUAAUAUUGAAUGGAGGAACAAGGCACAAAACAGAUGAAGCACGAAGUUGGAAGAAAAUAGUUGCAGAGCUACAGGACAAUCGUGUGAUUCCUCUGGCUCUGGAUUACAAAAUAUUUUGUAUGUUUUUUUGCGUGAAAUGCUUGUCUGAAAUAUCCAUAUUUUUAUAUUCACUGUCCUGAAGUUACGACACACUUAAGGAAGGUUAUGUAUUGGGAAUGGCCAGAUUAGCGAUCAAGAUACAUCGCUGUUUCCGCAGAAAGCCUUUGCGUUUCUUCACCUUUAUCAUGGUUUACCUCAUGGCUGGAAGUCUGGUGUUCCUGCACUCGGGCUUUGUGGAGGACAGCACCAUUACUGGGAGGGCCUCACCACAUGGAGAGGGGACAGCUCACACAGCCCUGGGUGCCCCUCGUGGCCUGCAACAGUUCUCCUUCCUGCCCUUUGGAAGGUCACACAAGGAGGCACCAGAAAAGAAGCAGUGGCCAGAGGAGCUCCCAGCCCUGCCCAGGAGAUACGGACCUCCGUGGUUGAAACCAGUUUCGCAAGAUGCUCUGGACAAGCCGAGGUCUGGGGAGCACAUCGGCAGCUGGAGUCGGGCGCUAAAGGGGAAAAUGUCAAGGGACCAGGAGGAGAACCGAGCAAAAUAUAUUGGUUGUUAUCUUGACACCACCAAGCAGAGGGCAUUAAGGGGAACAGCAUUCUUUGACUACAGAAAGAUGACCAUAUUUCGUUGCCAGGAUAACUGUGCUGAAAGGGGCUAUCAGUAUGCUGGCCUGGAGUUUGGAGCUGAAUGUUACUGUGGGCACAAAAUCCAGGCCCAGAACACCAGUGACUCCGAAUGCAGCAUGGAAUGUAAAGGGGAAAAGAGCAGCACAUGUGGAGGCCCAAACCGGCUGUCUGUCUACCGACUGGAGCUGACCCAUGAAUCUGCCAGACGAUAUGGGAAUGCCUUGUUCCGAGGAUGUUUUAAAAGACCAGACAGUGUUUCCCUUGCCCUGCCAACCAGCAGCAUCUUGCCGAAUAUGUCUGUGGAUAAGUGUGUGGACUACUGUACUGAGAAGGACUAUACCCUGGCUGUGCUUGGUGGUGAAACAUGUCACUGCGGCUUUCCUACCAUGCAUUUCACACUGCACGAUCCAGAGGACGAACACCUAUGCACACAGAAAUGCACCAGUGAGGAAUACGAGCACUGUGGGAAUGCAGAAUACUAUGUCGUUUAUCAAACACAAGUGCAAGAUAACCGUUGCAUGGACCGGCGGUUUCUGCCCAUACGUUCAAAGCGCCUUGUGGCCUUGGCCAGCUUCCCAGGAGCGGGGAACACGUGGAGCCGUCACCUGAUGGAGCUCACCACAGGCUACUACACGGGCAGCUAUUACUUUGAUGGCUCCCUCUACAACAAAGGCUUCAAGGGAGAGCGGGACCACUGGAAAAGUGGGCGGCUGAUUUGUAUAAAGACGCAUGAGAGUGGCAAGAAGGAAAUCGAAUCAUUCGAUGCCGCAAUCCUUCUCAUCCGGAAUCCUUACAAAGCACUAAUGGCUGAAUUUAACCGUAAAUAUGGAGGCCAUAUUGGCUUUGCCUCUGAGGCCCACUGGAGGGGGAAAGAGUGGCCUGAGUUUGUGAGGAACUACGCACCUUGGUGGGCAUCCCACACUCUCGACUGGUUAAAGUAUGGCAAAGAAGUCCUUGUGGUCCAUUAUGAAGACCUGAAGCACGAUCUGUUUAACCAGCUGAAAAAGAUGGUGUCAAUCCUGGGCCUCAGUGUCUCUGAUGACAGACUGCUCUGUGUGGAGAGCCAAAAGGAUGGGAACUUCAAACGUUCCGGCCUCAGGAAACUGGAAUAUGAUCCCUAUACUCCUGAGAUGAGAAAAAUGAUUGACUCUUUUGUUAAGAUUGUAGAUGUGGCCCUCAAACUGAGAAACCUAACAGGUGUUCCUGAAGAUUAUGCUCCCAGAUGAUCUUGUUGGUAAAUGCUAUUGGGACAUGGCUGUGUUCUCUCCUUCCCCAGCCAGUACUCCUUCCCACCCCUUGGGUGGCUUCUUUUACUAUUCUGCAGCUAUUAGCUUUCUGAGUGCUUCUAGCUUCUAGAGUAAAGUUCUCUGGAUACAGCUGGGGGUGCCAGUAACUGUACAGCAUGAUUAUGCUAGGAAGCAAACUUUAGGAAGUGAAGUGUCACCGGAGUCGAUGGCUGCCUGGAGUUUGCCACAAUGUGGAAGGAGCUAUCAGUGUGGCUUGUGGGCUUUGUGGUGUGCAGGAGCUGGACUUUGCCCUUUGCUACUGCUUUUAGUGCUGUGCUUGGACUGUCAAAGCUGGGGCUGAGAUGCAGAGAAAAGAGGAGCCUGUGAUUGGUUGGAAUGAAUGUGAGGGGGAAAUCAAACAAGAGCUGGCCUGCCUUGUACAAAGGAGAAGGCGGGGGGGGGGGGGGGGGAGAGAAGGCGCAAACUGAGAGAAAGCAUGUAUUUCUUAAUUUAAAUUAACACCCACCCAUCUGGAUCACACCACAUUUGCCAGUUAGUGGUUAUCAGGAUGUAAAACUACCUUGCUCUGGUUGAGAACAUAGUCACUGCCUUGCUCUUUCACAUCUUCCUCAAAAUCUGAAUUGAUUUUGGGCUGCUGUUUAGAGUCCAGGACUGCCGAGUUUUUUAAAUGAGCAUCUGGGACAAUCAACAUAUUUAAUGUGACGAGACAUUACCAGCUUGUUUCCUGCUCUUUUCAGAUCACAGUUAACCAUUUCUUUCCUUUGUUACCUGAUGAACUGUGGUGACUUGUAUUAGAAAGAAAUUUGUAUAUUUUAUAAACACAGUAGCAGAUCUCACCUCACGAGCAUGUUUUGUUGUGGAGGUUUGUUGGGUUAUUUACAAUCCAGUUUGCCAAGGGUAGAUCAGUGGAGGAAGAAUGGGGCUCUCUUGAACCAAGACAUUUUAGGCCUUGAGAGCACUGAGAGUGAAUCAAAGUACUGGGAAACAAAGAAAUUAAUGUGAUGAAUCCUUGCCUGCGAAUAACCAUAUCUAGAGUGAUAGAGAGAGAGAAGAAGGGAGAUGGAGGAAGGGAGAGAGAGUGUUAGAAAGUGAGGGAGAGAGUGUUAGAAAGUGAGGGAGAGAGAGAGAGGGUGAGGGAUGACACACAGCACUGAGGAAAUUUCUCAAAUCAGUACAGGGAUCCUGGCAAUUGUAGUUACUAAAUGUUCAUUUCUGCAAGUUUCUUAAGAAAUAAAUCAGGAUAAAGGAAAACACAAGCUCUCUGGCCUAGUUUGGUUCAAACAGGGGGAGGGUAACCCCCUCGUUUGAUUGGGGUCAAUAACUUAGUUAAUUCAAUAAAGCAUUCAUUUCUAUUCAAUUUUCUUUGAGAAGCUAAAUGAGUGGUUUCGGAGAGUAAUUAAAUUAAACUAUAUAAAACUGAAGAUAAAUUGAAAGGAUACAGUGGACAAAAUGCACUCCUGCUGUGCUAUAAUUUUUUAGUUAAUAUUCUCUAAUUAAUUACAUUCAUUUGAGAAUCAUUAAGAAGAAGAUUGUGUUAUAGUUUAGUUGGGCUUGCAGAAUAAAUGGCUUAGCACUGCCGAGCUGUGUACUG
Messenger RNA from Hypanus sabinus (Atlantic stingray), 4538 nucleotides. Its product is annotated as sialate:O-sulfotransferase 2-like. Gene Ontology annotation, molecular function: sulfotransferase activity. The transcript has 9 exons. The record is from RefSeq and is a predicted model, not a curated record. NCBI's taxonomy places the organism in Eukaryota, Metazoa, Chordata, Chondrichthyes, Myliobatiformes, Dasyatidae. The coding region runs from base 1190 to 2926 and encodes 578 amino acids.